This is a messenger RNA of Charadrius vociferus (killdeer), 754 nucleotides long. RefSeq names its product nucleic acid binding protein 1 (gene NABP1). Gene Ontology annotation, cellular component: SOSS complex. Gene Ontology annotation, biological process: response to ionizing radiation; mitotic cell cycle checkpoint signaling; double-strand break repair via homologous recombination. Gene Ontology annotation, molecular function: DNA binding. Lineage: Eukaryota; Metazoa; Chordata; Aves; Charadriiformes; Charadriidae. The record is from RefSeq and is a predicted model, not a curated record. The transcript is spliced from 6 exons. The coding region runs from base 1 to 618 and encodes 205 amino acids.
AUGAUGUGUUGCAGAGAAGUGGUCACGCUCACUGACGCAAAGGUAGCCUGCCAGCCUAUUGGCAAGUAUAUUGACUACACCAGGCGAGUCACCAAGACGAAGGACGGGCACGAGGUGAGGUCCUGCAAAGUGGCGGACAAGACGGGCAGCAUCACCAUCUCCGUGUGGGACGAGAUCGGCGGCCUCAUCCAGCCGGGGGACAUCAUCCGCCUGACCAAAGGGUACGCAUCUCUGUGGAAAGGAUGCCUGACACUUUAUACAGGACGAGGGGGCGAGCUGCAUAAAAUUGGGGAGUUCUGCAUGGUAUACUCAGAAGUGCCAAACUUCAGUGAGCCCAACUCUGAACACGUCGGGCAGAACAAACUGGCACAGGGUGAACAGAAUAAUAGUUCUGCAUCAAGUAAUAUGGGUUCUUGUACUUUCGGGCCACUGGGAAAUGGCUUACAAACUGGACCUGAAUCAAGUGGAUUCCCAUUUACAUAUAAUCACGGCCACACUUAUGCAGGUAGUGGGAGAGGCAAUGGACGAGGACCUGUAAAUCCAGCACCAGCUAAUAGCAUUCAGCCUCUUCCUGCCGUCAGUAAUGGGAGGGACCCACGCAGAGCCUUUAAAAGAUGACUAUGCCAAAUGUGGUUGUACAGCUUGCUUAAACUCUACACUCUACUUGAACACUUAUUGCACUUUUAUUUAUAGUUAACUGUGAACCAGUUCGUCCUUUACCGUUGGUUUUUUACCUUUUGGUCUAUAGAGCAAA